AGCGGCGGUGUUGGUAGGCGGGCCGCGGCCCCACCAGUCGAGCACCAGCAGUGCCACCCCUGGGCGCCCUGCACACUGUGGCGCAGCCUUUGUCCUGCAGUGCGAUCGAUCAGAUCGCUUGCGACCGAGCAGGCGCCGCUGUGCGUGUGGUUGGGCCGUAGCGGUGGCGGGCGGCGAGCGGCAGUUCACGAUGCCAGCCGACCUGUCUGCCAGCGACCGGGAGGAUGUGGUCAGGACGGUGCAGAAGAUGGAGGAGGCCAAUCGCAACCUGGAGACUGCCGAGGGCCGGAUGGCGGGCGCCAACCUGCGGGUCACCCAGGACGAUAUCAUGAUUGUGUCGCCGCCAAAGUGCGGCACCACGUGGCUGUGCCAGAUCGUGCACAUGCUGCGGUCUGGGGGCGACAUGAGCUACGACGAGAUUAACCUGGUGAUUCCCUGCAUAGAAAUGGCCUGGGACUAUGGAUUGAAGGAUAUGACUGUGCAGGAUGGCUGGCGGCCACGCGUCUACAAGACCCACUUUUGGCGGCCCCACUGCCCCAAGGGGGCCGGCAAGUACCUGUUCAUCACUCGUGACCCGCUGGAUGCAGGGCCCUCCUUCUUCUACUUCCUGCAGGGCUGGAUCUUUGACGCGGGCGCCAUCAGCAUGCACGACUUCCUGGUGCACUUCUGGCUGCGCCGCGGCGACCCGCCCUCCCCGCUCUUUAAUGCCGGCAUGUGGAACAACAUGGCUUCCUGGUACCCCCACAGGGCGGACCCCAACCUGCUGUGGCUUCACUACGAGGAUUUGCAAGAGGACCUGCCCGCCGCAGUGUCCCUGAUUGCCGAGUUCCUGGGCAUCGGCCAGCACGACCCCGCCCUGCAGGCGCUGGCGGUGGAGCGGUCCACCAUCGGCUGGAUGAAGCGGUUCCCGGAGAAGUAUGACGAGCACAUGCUGAAGCUGGCGCGCAACGAGGCCUGUGGGCGGCCCCGGGAGGCGGGCCUGCGCACGGGCAAGGUGCGGGAGGGGCGGGUCGGGCGCAACAAGGAGGAGCUGACCCCGGAGCUGCGGCAGGCCAUCCAGGAGCGGUGGGACGACACCAUGCUUCCCGUCACAGGGUAUGCCACGUACGAGGAGAUGCGGCGGGGCAUCAACAGGGAGCUGGGCAGGCCGUUCAGCCGCUGACCUGACUGGGAGAGAAUUGGGAGUGUCGCGGCAUUGUUACUAACAGCUCAGC
Messenger RNA from Chlorella variabilis, 1214 nucleotides. RefSeq lists its product as hypothetical. Gene Ontology annotation, biological process: sulfation. Bases 191 to 1162 code for a protein of 323 amino acids. The record is from RefSeq and is a predicted model, not a curated record. The transcript has 10 exons. Lineage: Eukaryota; Viridiplantae; Chlorophyta; Trebouxiophyceae; Chlorellales; Chlorellaceae. Gene Ontology annotation, cellular component: cytoplasm. Gene Ontology annotation, molecular function: sulfotransferase activity.